Mucor velutinosus is the source of this 1299-nucleotide messenger RNA. RefSeq lists its product as uncharacterized. The record is from RefSeq and is a predicted model, not a curated record. The transcript has a single exon. Bases 1 to 1299 code for a protein of 432 amino acids. NCBI's taxonomy places the organism in Eukaryota, Fungi, Mucoromycota, Mucoromycetes, Mucorales, Mucoraceae.
AUGAUGUCCUCGCAGCUCGUAGCUUGUAGUGGUAAUAUUCAGCUGAAAAAAGCUCGUGGUUUCCAAAUACAAGGCAUCCUCCCAGCAGGCUACAAUAUGAAAACUGAUGUCACUAUCUCUGCUCCUCCAGUACCCUCUAAUGCCUUGAAGUCUACGGCUUUUUGCAAUGGUGUCAAGGAUCUUUUCCAGAGCAGACACAUUGAUUACCUGAAUACUGCUUUGUUUGGCCAAAGAGGUACCAAGAUUUCGCAUCCUACAUUUGCUGCUCUGUCGUCCGCCACUGCGCCAAUACUCGAUGCUAUCGCAAGGGAUAUGCCUCAAUCUACUAGCGAACUCACGAUGGUGACUCAAGGAUUGUACAAAACAAAUCUCAAAAACAUGUGGGCAAGUAAUAAGGUAUUUAACAAAUCACUGAACAAGCUACUGGAGAUUCUUCUUUGCGUGCAUCUCGCCCCAAAACGAGAGUCGCAUUACUGGGAGCUUCAACAGGCCAAAGCAAAGAAGCAACCCAAGCAAGUUGUCAAGUUGAUCAGAAAUUCGUUUCACAGCGCCAUCCGAUCAGAGAAGUACAUACUUCAAAGAUAUCAAAGAAAGACACAGGGCAAACCAGAAGACAACAACUGGGCGAAGCUGGCCAGAAAUAGUCAAGAGCGCAUAACUCACAUGUACGCUGAUGCCAAGCGUCCUGUCAAGUCUGUUUCUACUUCUGGUACUACAUCUGAUCAAGCUGCUGUAUCUGCUUCUGGCUCAGGUUCUUUUACUACAGGCGUAUCUAUUCCUACUGCUCCCUCUGGCGCUUCUGACGCUGUUGCUGCCUCCAAUGCUAGUUUUGAUCUUGAUAGUGCUGAUAUGCCUAUUGACAACCUGCUCCCUCUUUCUGAACUGAUAGAUGAAGAAAACGACCAAGAAGAAGAGGAAGGCACCCGUGAUCUGCCUAGAAGACGAAUUAUGAUUCUCAAAGCUACCCUGAGAAAUCUCUUGGUGAGGCAAGCUGGCAAGUCUUUCACCCAUACACAGCUCAAGAAGGAGCAUCCCAAUAUCAUGGAAGAAGAGAACCGCGUGUGCUUGCUUCUGGGAAAAUUAUUGCUGCCUUAUAUACCUACUAGAGAUCAUUAUAGCUACAUUGGCUUCCAGUUGCCAUUCUUAUUGUUGGCUACCACAAGUUUGCCGUGGAUCUGUGUCCAACUUCUUCCUGUGGCUCGUUACAUGCAAUGCGUGUGGACGCGGCCUCUCUGUAUGCCUUAUGUACCAGAGGUGAUGAUCAAAUGGAUAUCUUUGACUUUCAAGGAUGUGUCAUAG